This is a messenger RNA of Paramecium sonneborni, 1004 nucleotides long. The record is from the annotation of a GenBank genome assembly. NCBI's taxonomy places the organism in Eukaryota, Ciliophora, Oligohymenophorea, Peniculida, Parameciidae.
AUGUCUGAAAAAAAAAUAAGAAAAAAGUACCAUGACAAAAUAGACUUUAAACUGGAUCUUCCUGAUACAAAUAAUAAGAAAGAAAAAGCAAGAUAAAGUGCCAAAAAUACUAGAUAAAGAAAGAAGGCAUACAUAGAGAGCUUAGAGUAAAAGGUUUUAAAAUUAAUAAAAGUGUGAGGUGACUUAAUUGACAGCUUAAUUAAAUUAAAAUAAGAAUGUAGAAUCGAAGCCUAGUUUAAUGUAAUUAAUGGAGCAGUUUUUGAUUGAUAGAAAAUAAUAAUUUGAUAUGUUAGAAAAAGCAUAUGAAGAAGGAGAUGAAGCUAAUAUUAAAGUUAUUACAAAUUCAUUAAGAUUUAAAUAUGGUAUUUCUGGUCGAGGACGUUUAAUGGCAAUUAAUAAAAUAUUUGAAUUACUUAUUGAUUUAUUAUUGCCAAUGCAUAUGAGAUAUCUGUUUUGGGUUGCUUCUGAAGGUUAGUUAAUUUUAAAUUAUAUUUAGAUGUUGAUAUUUUUAAAAGAGAAAGAUAAUCAGGUGAAUUUUAUUCAUUUGAUAUGAGUGAUAGCUAAAUUAAUUGCUUAAAUUCAUUUGGAUUAGAGGAUGAUUAAAUUCUUAAAAUAUAAAAUAUGCAAUCAGUAAUCUAAGAAUAAAGAUCACAUUAUGAUAAUUUAAUUAUAGAUAUUUACAAAAUAUAAUAAUCAAUUAUCAAAGAGAGUGAAAAAUGUUAAACUAUAGUUGAUGAAAUAUGGGAUAUUUUGGAACCAAAACAAGCAGCUGGAUUAUUAAUUACAUUAGAUAAGGUUAUAUUAUUAUUUUAUUAUAAUAGAGUCGUAUUGAAUAAUUUAGAGAAAAAAAAGUUUAUCCUGAUUGUGUAAUUUUAACACUAUAAAAAAGAGCCAAAGAAGAAAUUUAAAGAUAAUAGUAAUAUUCUUAUUUUGACAUGAAAAAAGAACAUAAACAAAGAGAGCUAGAAUUGAAUAAUUAUUUUUAAGGAGAAUAUAAUAAUUGA